Molecule: messenger RNA, 911 nt
Organism: Camarhynchus parvulus
Lineage: Eukaryota; Metazoa; Chordata; Aves; Passeriformes; Thraupidae
Product: feather keratin 4-like
Exons: 2
Coding region: 170-556 (128 amino acids)
Cellular component (GO): intermediate filament
Molecular function (GO): structural constituent of cytoskeleton
Source: RefSeq, a predicted model, not a curated record
UGCACCGGGCUCGGCUCCCGAGUCAUUAAAGCGCUUCAGCAAAGGGUGGCUCAGCCGCCCCCGGGCAUCGGGCAGGGUAUAAAUCCCCUCUCCACCCUGGCAUCUCCUCACUGCCUCUCCCGACUCCUCCUCUCCACCUCUCUGAGCUCUCCCCCAGCACCACCAGGCGAUGGCUUCCACCCAGCUGGCCUGUGCCACCCCUUGCGAGCCCAAGUGUCCCCAACCUCUGGCCAGCAGCACCAACGAGCCCUGCGUGGUGACCUGCGGCGACUCGCGGGUCAUCAUCUACCCCCCGCCCGUGGUGGUCACCUUCCCGGGGCCCAUCCUCACCACGUACCCGCAGCAAACCGUCGUGGGAGCCUCGGAACCCACGGAGGUGGCCCUGGGCGAGCCCCAGGCCGCGGUGGCCGCCGAGGUGGCAGCGGGGGACAAAGUGGCAGCGCCGGUGGUGGCCCGCGCGGAGCCGCGCUGCACCCCCAAAUAUUCCUACAGCUACUCCUCGCAAUGGACUCAUCCCUGCAAUUCCUACCGCUCCGGGAAGCGCUGGACGUGCUGAGCCCGCGGAAAGGGAAAUUCCGGGUGAAAUCCCAGCGGGUUUUUUUUUUUCCCCUUAGUUUAGAGCUGUUCUCCCGCAGCUUUGCGGCGCAGCCGUCUGCUCCCGCCGCGCUUUGGCUUCUCACGGAUUUUUUUUUACUGGCACUGAGCUUAGAGAGGUGACUUGAAAUGCUCGGGAUUGCACACGGCAACGCUGCCAAAAAAAAAAGGGAAAUUCCCCGUUUUUUACAGGCGGCAUCACUUGGAUGCUGGUGAUUUGCCAGAGCCUCGCUGAACCCCCUGAACGAUGCUCUUUGUAUCCUGUACAGUUUUGUUCCACAGUUGUAGGAAAGCUUCUCUUUCCAAAUAAAUUUUCU